Molecule: messenger RNA, 863 nt
Organism: Thunnus maccoyii (southern bluefin tuna)
Lineage: Eukaryota; Metazoa; Chordata; Actinopteri; Scombriformes; Scombridae
Gene: banf1
Product: BAF nuclear assembly factor 1
Exons: 3
Coding region: 148-420 (90 amino acids)
Molecular function (GO): DNA binding
Source: RefSeq, a predicted model, not a curated record
GAAGAGAGCGCGUUGCAUUGUGGUCACCGGGGUGUGUGUGAUUUGUACAGAAACAGAAACUAACGUUACACGGCAGACAGACACAGACAGACCCAGACACAUUGGAAGCUCAGCAGUUGGUGAUCUGUGACCGUCUACAAAGCAGCCAUGUCGUCGACAUCCCAAAAACAUAAAGACUUUGUGGCCGAGCCCAUGGGCGAGAAGUCUGUGAUGGCUCUUGCAGGCAUCGGAGAGGUUCUUGGCAAAAGACUGGAGGAUAAAGGUUUUGAUAAGGCGUAUGUCGUCCUCGGGCAGUUUCUAGUGCUAAAGAAAGAGGAGGAGCUUUUCCGGGACUGGCUGAAGGACACUUGUGGGGCAAAUGCCAAACAACAAGGUGACUGCUAUGGCUGUCUUAAAGAAUGGUGUGACGCCUUCUUAUAAACCAUUCAUCCGCUGUUUUCUACUUUUGAAGUCCAAACUGUACAUUACCUCUUCAGUGAUCUUCAGCUACACCAUAUAUAUCAACUGACACUGUACAAAGUAAUGAGGUUUACUGAAGUCAACGUGUUUUUAAAUGAUGCGUAAAGCUGUUGGUGUGUUCAUGAAAUCCUUCAGCCUGAAAAUCCUUCUAAAAUAGAAGUCACACAUGCUCUUCUCAUGGUCUUUGACAAUUUAUAGUCGCUAACUCUCUUAAAAUUUUGACCACUUUGACAUUCAUGGUAGUAAAAGAACAGAUGUAACUAAAAACAUUAAAGGCAUACUAUGUAGGAUUUUCCUAAAAUCAUUGAAUACUAUACAAAAAUAUUACCUCUCAAUCAUCACUUAUGACCCACUAGAAGUGUGUGGUGGUGCAUUUAUCUGCAGAGACUCUGCCCUCUGUAUGU